AUGCCUUGGGGCGGGGGUGCAGGCUUUCCCGGAGUCGGAAGCAGGGUUCCCAGCGGAACCGCUGAGUUGGGCUCUAAGACUCCUCCUCCCCAGCCUUGCCGACACCGCAAGCAGCACGGACUACGUUACCCAGUGUCCUUCGCGCGGACCUGGAAUCUUCAUGGAGAGUCUCUUUUUCUGUCUCUCCCAGGUGAUGUCAGCAUGGCCGAGCUACUGGCCUCCCCAGUGGACCCUCUAGAGGAAUCUUUACCUGCCUUGCAGAAGCUUCCCUCCUCUUCUUCUAACAUAGCCCAGGAUUUCCUGGAGGAAGAAUUAAGACUGAAUGCUGAGCUGGACAAGCUACAGUUCUCAGAGCCUGUGGGCUUUAUUUAUAAUCCCUUGAAAUAUGCCUUGGAGCUUCACCGAAACUAUGUCACCAGAUACUGCCAAGGUCCCAAGGAAGUGCUGUUUUUGGGCAUGAACCCAGGGCCCUUUGGCAUGGCUCAGACUGGGGUGCCAUUUGGGGAAGUGUCUGUGGUCCGGGACUGGCUGGGCAUUGUGGGGACAGUGUUAACCCCACCCCAGGAACACCCCAAGCGGCGGGUGCUGGGGUUGAACUGCCCACAGUCAGAGGUGAGUGGUGCUCGCUUUUGGGGCUUUUUCCGUGGCCUCUGUGGGCAACCCGAGACCUUCUUCAGACGCUGCUUUGUCCACAACCUAUGUCCUCUUCUUUUCUUGGCCCCUACUGGGCGCAAUCUCACACCUGCGGAGCUUCCUGCCAAACAGAGAGAGCAGCUACUGGGAGCCUGUGAUGCUACCCUGCGACGCCUAGUGCAACUGCUGGGUGUUCGCCUGGUGGUAGGAGUGGGGCGGCUGGCAGAGCAGCGGGCUCGCCGCGCACUGGCAGACGUGGCGCCUGAGGUUCAGGUAGAAGGGCUCCUGCACCCUUCUCCCCGAAGCCCACAGGCAAACCGGGGAUGGGAUGCUGUGGCCAAAGAACGACUAAAGGAAUUGGGCCUCAUGCCUCUGUUGACAGUUGAGUGAAGUGCCCAAAAUAUGCCCAUUCCUGGGCUGAAGACAAUAGGGAAAGCCAGCGUUCCCAGGCAUAGAAAUUUCAUCGUUGAACGUGAGAAGACAAUAUGCCAGCUGGACUGAACAUACACGUAAUAAGGUGCUAUUUGUAUAUGUGACAUCCUGACCAGAUCCAUCUAGGGAACUGGAAAAUGUUUACUUUCAUUCUCUGAAUUCUUUGUAUUCUUUCAGUCAUAACACUAUCCUCACUCUCCCUUCUAUUUCAGUGCCUCUCCUCAUUUGGGUCCUUCCUCUUUGAGUUUGGUACCCAUACACUACAGGGAGCUGGCAAGUAGAUGCUUCCCCAGAUAACAUGGUACCUUUUAUCUCUUCCUCCUCAUUGGCGGUCUGGCCAAUGGAGAUGGCAUUGGCACCUAUAGCGGAUUAACGUGCUAUUCUCAGAGAAAGGUCCCAACCAGAAGCCAUGGCUAUUUGUAGGAAGCUUUGGUCUUGCCCUUUUAGGACAUGGGUGUGAGAAAUGGGCAUUGUUGCAAAGGAGGGAUCAAGGUUAGACUUGGAGAGGACAUUCUGACCCUUGAGGGUUGGAGGCACUGAAAUACACUACCAAGAGGGGGGACAUCUCUGUUCUUGAAGAUCAUACCUUCAUAUUCACACUUUGUGGUAAAGAACUGCUCUGCUCAGGUGCACCUGAUGACCUCUAGAAAACCCUUUUCAGCCUGAAAACUUAUUUCUGGAUGCAUUA
Messenger RNA from Trichosurus vulpecula (common brushtail), 1753 nucleotides. It is a transcript of the gene SMUG1, whose product is annotated as single-strand-selective monofunctional uracil-DNA glycosylase 1. Lineage: Eukaryota; Metazoa; Chordata; Mammalia; Diprotodontia; Phalangeridae. The record is from RefSeq and is a predicted model, not a curated record. Gene Ontology annotation, biological process: base-excision repair. Gene Ontology annotation, molecular function: oxidized pyrimidine nucleobase lesion DNA N-glycosylase activity; single-strand selective uracil DNA N-glycosylase activity. The transcript has 3 exons. The coding region runs from base 1 to 1023 and encodes 340 amino acids.